Molecule: messenger RNA, 1719 nt
Organism: Haemonchus placei
Lineage: Eukaryota; Metazoa; Nematoda; Chromadorea; Rhabditida; Trichostrongylidae
Source: the annotation of a GenBank genome assembly
AUGAGCGGAGUUGAGAUGAAGCUCACAGAUAAAGCGUGCAGUGCUCCGAACAGUAAACGUUUUGCCCUUUUGAGCCACAGAUCAGUCAGAGAACCGGGAGGCGAACACGAUGCUAGGAACUUGGGUCGUGAAUCUCAUCCUCUGCGUAACGGCUACCGUCCUCACGAUGUCGCCUUCUCUCGUGACGCCGACUGUCCUGACGGCUUCUGCUUCUGUCGUCCCCACCUUCACGAUCGCGGCGAGGAGUGCGAGUCGCGGAGUGAAGAUGAGACUGCAGCGCUUACGACGGUACGGAAACGUGCCGGAAAAGCAGUAGGAUCAUCCAAUAAGAAAAGCAGUGAAUUCGAAGCUCGCAUGAAGCCCAUAAAAGAAUUAGUGGGACGAAUCAAGAAGGAAAUCGAUGAAGUCAAGACUGGUGACAGACCGGCAGCUUUAUCAUCAGGCGAUAAACCCAAGCCAUCCGUGGAUACAAAUCUUCCAAAUCUUUCGAAAGAAAAAUCUAGCCACUUAGAUGAAGGGAAAAUCAAAGAAACUGCAGUUAACACACCAGCGUUAGUUCCUGGUUCCAAACCUGGUUCCAAAGAGCGGAUGGCGAAGAAGUUGGAAGAUGAACAGAAAAAAAUCGCAGGUGAAGAUCAAAAAAGAAAGAAAAAAGGAAAAGCCGAAUCUAAGGAUGACCGUAAAGAAGGAAAGAAAGGAGAGGAGGAUUCUGGAUCAGAAGUAAUUGAUUACUGGCUGACGUCAGCGGAAAGAAUGAAGCCAAAACCGGAAGAAGUAGCAGUUCCUGCAAAUAAACCCGGCGAAGCAGAGCACAUUAUUGUAUCGGUUGCUCGGCCACCUUCACUUCAAAACGACUUCCUUUCAGACAUCCCGGCCACGGUCCAUCCCGACAUUUUACAAGACAUUCCGGCUAGUCCGCAGAACAAGAAACUGUCUAUACGUAAACCACCGCAAGACACUCCGGCAAGUGCAGCAAAAGGCAUCCCUGAUGAGGGCAAACAACCACUAGCUUACGGUGUUAUAGAUCGACCGGUUAAAAUGACACCGAGUGCAAGAAAACCAGUUGCGUCUCAAGCUUAUGGUGUAGUUGACCGCCCCAUGUCACGUGAGAGUUUGCCGGAAAAACCACCAAGUGCAGGGAAACCAGUUGCGCCUCAAGCCUACGGUAUAGCUGACCGCCCUAUGUCACGUGAGAAAUUGCCCGAAAAACCACCGAGUGUAAGGAAACCGGUUGCACCUAAAGCCUACGGUAUAGCUGACCGCCCUAUGUCACGUGAGAAACUGCCGGAAAAACCACCGAGUGCNNNNAGGAAACCAGUUGCGUCUAAAGCUUACGGUAUAGUUGACCGCCCUAUGUCACUUGAUAAUUUGGCAGAUAAGAAAUCCAAAGUUUAUCCAAUGGUGGACGAAGCCUACGGUGUAAUGGAUAGACCUGCUCUACCACCGGCUAAGACUCAAAUACAGGAUGCCGGUCGUCAAGGUAUGAUAGGAAAGCCUCAGCCUACAUCACAGCUGUAUCGUCCAAAGUCUCAAUAUUCUUCAGAGAGUGUUCCCACCAAGCCGCCAGAACAACAGCAGCGAGUACAGAAUACCAUGGGUUCUGUGGAAGCCCCCCGUCUCAAACAAAUGCACACUUCUCCACCGAAUCAUUCGUACAGGCUUUAUGGGGAUGCAGGGUACAUCGGGAAAAGUGGCACUCGCUCGGAGUAUAGAUAUUGA